Molecule: messenger RNA, 990 nt
Organism: Hyaloscypha bicolor E
Lineage: Eukaryota; Fungi; Ascomycota; Leotiomycetes; Helotiales; Hyaloscyphaceae
Product: alpha/beta-hydrolase
Exons: 3
Coding region: 196-924 (242 amino acids)
Source: RefSeq, a predicted model, not a curated record
CCAAGCCAGUUUUACAAUGCUUCCGUCCCGCGAUGGGAAUGGUGGCCAAAUCCAGGUCAACUCGCCAAUGGAGACAAAGGCCAAUACCUAAAUCUCUCUUCCGGAGUCGAUCUAUGGUACACGACAUUUGGCAAGAACUCCACUCGACACACGCCCGUGCUGCUUCUCCACGCCGGGACUGGGAACAGCAACCAGAUGUACAACCAAGCCAACAAGCUAGCCGAAACUCGACAAGUCAUUCUUCAAGACACCCGCGGCGAAGGACGCAGUCCCUACACAAACUUCACAAAAUUUCACUACGACGACUUCACCCGCGACGCAAUCGCCAUCCUCGACCACCUCAACAUCCCCCGCGUCGCAGUAGUCGGCUGGAGCGACGGCGCAAUCGUCGGGCUUGACCUUGCCAUGAACUACAGCUCUCGCAUAGAGCGGGUGUUCGCUCACGGUGCCAACCCUCAAGCAAAUAUGAGUAUCCCUGGCCUUAAUGAUCCGAUCAUUAAUUCGGAUUCUGGAUUUUUGGACUCAGAUUUUGCGACAAACGGGACUACGUAUUCUAUUAAUGGGAGAAGGAAGAGGGGGUUGGGGAAGAGGGGGCAGACGUAUAAUUGUGAGAGUUUGAGUCCCUUGCCGGGGAAUUGUUCGGCGAUGAAGGAGGGUGUUGCUUAUAUGUGGAGGACGGAACCAACCUGGGGACCAGGAGCGUUGGCGAAAGUCAAGUGUCCGGUUUGGAUUGUGGACGGAGACCAUGAUAUUUCUGUGGAGAGGAAUCAAGCGGAUGCUUUGGCAGCAUGGAUUCCGUUUGCUGGGCAGCUGAUAAUACCUCACGUGGGACAUGCUGCUUUGCUUGAAGAUCCAAAGCUCUUUAACUUCGCGAUGGAAUACUUCUUGGAUAUGAAGUUUGAUGGGGUUCUACCUUACUACUAAAAGAGAAGUCAAGCAAAUCAAGGAAUAAGUAUUGUGGGGAUCUUGGACUCGCCAUUUUCGUGGCCC